GCCCAGGGAACCGACCCAAUUGCGUAAGACGCAACCGCAAGAGAACAAAAUACUGCGACACCGCGCAUGCGCAGCAUCAGCUUCCCCCUCCCCCCCGAAGGGUGGGUCGUGCCCGUCUAGGGUGGCGAAGUGCGCCCGCGGGGAUGUGGUACACUGCGCAUGUGCGACGAGUAGGCGGUUGGGCGGGAGGCGCUGCUGCUGCUGGGCCCGGUCCCCACCCCCUCCUCGGCGCUAUGAGUGACGGGUUCCGGAAGGCGGAGUCGGGCACUCAGCUACUUGCACGACUUGAGGGCAGAAGUUCUCUGAAAAAUCUUGAACCUUGUCUGUUUGCAGAUGAAGGAUUUCCCAUUCAUGGAGAUGUCAUUGAAUUCCAUGGUCCAGAAGGAACAGGAAAAACAGAAAUGCUUUAUCACCUGAUAGCCCGCUGUGUCCUUCCAAAAUCGGGAGGAGGACUGGAAGUAGAAGUCAUGUUCAUUGAUACAGACUACCAUUUUGACAUGCUUCGCCUAGUUACCAUUCUUGAACACAGAUUGUCCCAAAGCACAGAAGAAAUGAUCAAACAGUGCCUUGGAAGGCUUUUCCUUGUUAACUGCAAUAGCAGCACUCAGUUGCUUCUCACUCUUUACUCCCUAGAAAACAAGUUUUGCGCUCACCCUUCUCUCUGCAUUGUGAUUUUGGAUAGUAUAUCAGCUUUUUAUUGGAUAGAUAGAAGCAAUGGAGGUGAGAGCUUUAACAUUCAGGAGAUGAAUCUGAAGAGAUGUGCUGAAUUUCUUGAGAAGCUAGUAAGAGAGCAUCAUUUGGCCCUGUUUGCAACAACACAAACGAUUAUGCAGAAAUCUUCAAACUCCACAGAAAGCUCCAUUCCUUUAAAACUUCACUGUGAAGCUGAUGUAGAGUAUAGGCCUUAUCUAUGUAAAUCAUGGCAACAAAUGGUAACCCACAGAAUAUUUUUCUCUAAGCAAUGUAAUUUUAGCAGUAGCAAAGCGUUUUCAGUUGUUUCUUGUCACACCAAAAAACCCCAUGUCAUAAAAUGUUCAUUCAGUGUUGCAGAAUGUGGAGUUCAGUUUUAACUUCAGUCUGUCUCUAAAACUAGUAAAUCUUCACAUCACAGUCUAAUUAGCUUUACUUUAAGUAUUUUUUAAAAAAAUUCUUCUAACCUGUUUUAUUAUCUCAGAUUGUUAAUGAAUUUUGUCACCCACCUUUAAACGUCUUAAACUCAGUAAAGGGCAGAGGAGUUUAAAGCUUUGAAUUUCUGCAGAAGGUCAGCUUAAAAUAGAAGAGAAUGUUGAAACUUCUUGUAUGUGGUUGAUGCAUAAAGAGAUUAAAUCAAGAAGACUAGAAGUAUAGGGCAUCUUUAACUCCUAAUAUACUUAUGUAAUGUAACAUAGAGGGUAUACAACCAAAUGCACUGACUUCAGCUCUGUGUUGUAACCGUCUUCCAGUGACUUCUGCUAGUGAUUGUGUUUAGGCAAAUGUAGCUCUUUUUAAAUAUUGGUCUUAAUUCAUUGCCAUUAGCAUACAUCCUUAAUUCAUUCCCAUUAGCAUUCCCACUGGGCAUACAUCCUGUGUUAGCAGGCACAGUUGCACCUAAGGGGUGGGAUUCAUCUCCUCCAGGGAAGGGUAUGUAGUGUUGGUCAUGGUGGUCCUAGCCAGCACUGCCCAUUUGUGUCACAUGCUUGGGGGAAUAGGGAUUCUGGCUGUCACUGUUCUGCCAGCAGUCCUCAAGCAUCUGCAGCCCUCCCAAAGUUGAGGGACACAGGGCCAUAGUUGACUGAUCCUAGGAGGUAGCCUGAGGCCCUUGUAAGUUAGUGACAGACCUAGCAAGUAGUUAACAUUUGAAAGGAAAAGGGCUAGAAACAUAAUUUUUUUAAAUACAAUUUCUAGCUCUCCUCCUCUCCCAAAUCUGGGAUGCCGUGUCACAAUCAACGUGGUUUGUGUUACUAGUUUUAGAUCCUUAUUUAUUAUUAUGCCAGCCACUGUUUGGAAAAUCAGUCUAGCCACAGAAAUGCUCACCCAAUUUUGUAAAUACCUAACUUAGGGAUCUCUUAGUUUCAGAUGAUCAUCAGUCCACUAUCCUAUGUCUCCCUUUAGGUGUAUCGGCUCUACAAAGCCAUGGGAUUGCAUGGACCAUCAUAAUGCUAAAAUGUAUUCUAAAAAAGCUCCUCUACAAUUUAUUUUCUUUUGAUCUAGGUUUUAUCUCAUAUCCUCCAGUAUUUGAGCAUUCUUUGUACCAUGCUAUCUCCUGCACACUGUAUUUUAAUAAAGAGAGACACACAAGUGUAAAUCAUAUGAUUUGAAAAAGGCAGAGGAGAAGACUCCUGGCUAAACAGCAUAUGUUCUUGGGGCGCUUUAUGUUCAAAGCAGUGUGCAUCAGUUAGUUUAGCAAUCAUACAAUAAGUUCCUUAUUGCAUAAUCUUUUAGCGGUAUUUUUAAAUGUUACUACCCUUUUACAACUGUUUCACCUCUGUGAAAUGAAUUUUCAUCCAAGUAUAGUUCCUAGUACUAAGGUAUUGCAAUUACUAGUCUCAGAAGCUCAGAAUUCUCAAUAGAGACCGACGCAUUUUCGCUCCUAAAGAAGAAGUGGAUAGAGAAUGGAAGAUUGAUGAUGAGGAAAGCUUGCACAGCUCCUGCCCCUUAUGGUGGAUAGAGAAUGCUUUAGUUUCAACAGCUGUUAAUUUUGGUUCUUUUCACAGACACUAAAGACUGAUUUACAAUGGUGAAUGUAAUGUACUACCACCACCACCAUCUUAUGUUUGUAUCUGUUUAAGGGGGAAUGGAGGCACCCUGACACAACUUAUGUAUUUUAAAAUUGUGAUUUGAAAGGCAGAUCAAAGUAAACAUAAUGAGGAGUGGAUGAACAAAAAGAUUUAUAUGCACUGUUACCAUGGUAAGAAACAAGGAAUAUAGGGAGAGGAUAAGGAAUCCAGAAACACUUCUUAGUAAAAUGAACAUCAUGUAUACAGGAAAAACAAACAACAUAGUAUAUAUAUGAAAACUCAAAUAUGUCCUAUAAAAUUAUGGAAAUAACUGAAGAAACAAACUUGAGCUUGCUCCUUCCAUAUUUAUUCAGAAACACUAAACAGGCAAUCCAGUAAAUUCACUUCCUCCUUAUGAUUGUGUUUGAGGAGACUGUAACCACUUCUGUCUGCAUUGGCCUGACAGAUGCUAGUGCUCCACUCCUUCCAAGAAGUUGUGCUUCUGAAUUCAGGUUCCUUUGGAACAGUCCUAUCAGAACACUUCUCACAUGGAAAGCAGACAGCUUUUCUACAGUGCUUCAUCUCCGUAUCCAUUUAAACCCUAAAAAAACCUGAACCUCUGAAUCAUGAUAGGUUCCUGUAUCAACUCUGAAAUGUGUGUUUCUAUGACAGGUUAGGGUUGUGAAAUUCAUUCUGAUCAUAUCUUGCUCAAGAAGUCUAAACUGAAGCUGUUUUAGUGUGCUAAUACAGAUGAAUUGGACAUCCCAGGAAUCACCCUUCCUUUACAUUGGACAGUCUGGAAUUCCACCCUUCUUUAUCUGAAGCUUGCAAAGCAAUGUGAUUUCUCGCACAUGCUGUCUUUCCAUUUCUCCAGUGAGUUGGAGCAUACCCUCUUGGCUGAAUGCCAAACUCCCAGCCUGGUUGGGAUGCCCUCCUGACUCCAAGCCAAAUUUCCAUCUGAACCUUUAUCCAAGCUCAGGAAAAAAUGCCUCCAAUAGUGGCACUGCUAGUUUCUAGGGUGAUGUUAGCUCCUCUGAGUGCCCCAGCACGUGGCUAACAGUAAGAAUUCUCCAUCACGUAAUCUGUUUGCUUUCGGCUGUUUAGCCUUUUAUUUGGCACUGUCUUGGUGUAGUCUGGGUUUACACAUUUUAGUUUUUGGCUUGAGCUGAGAUGUCAAAUGCUGCAAGUUCCGAACAAUUAAAGCAGCUAGAAGAAACUCUUCCUGAAUGAAGCUCAAGUAGAACAUGUGUGUGCAGGAUUUGGCAUGCUGUGUGUUGCAGCUCUGGCAAACAAGCUCUAGACCAUAUGGGAAAUUCAGCGUAGUUCUGGCAAGGAACAACAUAACAUUUAUUAAUCUAGAGUGCCCUUUGAAAGCUUCAAAGGGCUUUAUAGGAAAAAUACAAUACAUUAUUUAAUGCAAAAAACAUAUAUUACAGUUACAAAUUCCACUCAAAUCAAGAGGACAAAAUAUGGUUCUUGCUGCAAUGUUAGUUCAGCCAUGUUGCACAACAUAUAUGUUUCACAGUUUAGCACACAUCAGUAUAAUAAAUUGCAUAUUUAAAAAGAAACACCCCCUAUAAUCUGAGCCAAGAUAACUGAGGCAAUAUUACAGUGAGCAUACAGUGAGCACCCCCAUUGUUAUUUGAACAACCAUGAAACCAUGCCUGGAAACAAAUAUGUGGACAACGGUAUAUCCCAAAACCCUAUAAACAUACUGUCAUCAAUAUAAAGGGAAGGGUAAACACCUUUAAAUUCCUGCUGGCCAGAGAAAAAACCCUUUCAGGUGUAAAGGGUUAAUUUAAGAAGCUAAGAUAACCUUGCUGACACCUGUCCAAAAUGACCAAUGAGGAGACAAGAUACUUUCAAAGUUGGAGGGGGGGGAAACAAAGGGUUCUCUCUGUGUGUUGCUUUUGCCGGGACCAGAGCAGGAAUGCUCUUCAGAACUCCUGUAAAGAGUUAAUAAGCAAUCUAGUUAGCUAUGUGUUAGAUUCUGUUUUGUUUAAAUGGCUGAUAAAAUAGCUGUGCUGAAUGGAAUGGAUAUUCCUGUUUUUGUGUCUUUUUGUAACUUAAGGUUUUGCCUAGAGGGAUUCUCUGUGUUUUUAAUCUAAUUACCCUGUAAGGUAUUUACCAUCCUGAUUUUACAGAGGUGAUUCUUUUACUUUUUCUUUAAUUCAGAUUCUUCUUUUAAGAACCUGAUUGCUUUUUCCUUGUUCUUAAGAUCCAAGGGUUUGGGUCUGUGUUCACUUAUGCAAAUCGGUGAGGAUUUUUAUCAAGCCUUCCCCAGGAAAGGGGGUGGAAGGCUUGGGGGGAUUUGAGGGGGGGAAGAUGUUUCCAGGUGGGCUCUUUCCUAGUUAUAUUUUGUUAGACGCUUGGUGGUGGCAGCAAUAAAGUCCAGGAACAAAAGGUAAAAUAGUUUGUACCUUGGGGAAGUUUUAACCUAAGCUGGUUAAAAUAAGCUUAGGGGGUUUUUCAUGCAGGUCCCCACCUCUGUACCCUAGAGUUCAGAGUGGGGAAGGAACCUUGACACCUACAUUUUUUAACUUGGGUGGCCCAAAGGCAUCAAGAAUUAUGUCUAGGCAUUAGAGCUGGACAGAAAAAAAACUUCAGUUGAACCAUUGUCCAUCAGAGAACACAAUUCUAUCCAAAGGCAAAUGCUUUGCAAAUUCAUGUCAGUUUUAUAGAAAUUUUGUUUUGGAGAAAAACUUUGGGGAAAAGCUCGGUGUUGAAACAUCCUGUUUUGAGAUUUUUGGACUGAAACAUUUUUAUUUUUAAAAUAUCUUUUAAUUGUGAAUAUUUUAUUAUAAUAUAAGAAAUCAUAGUCUACAUGAAACAUUUUGAUUUUUCAAAACAAAAUGUUUCAAUUGAUCUGAAACAAAAAAUUUGGAUUUUUUUUAGGAGAAUUUCAACAUUUUGCAGGGUUGUGCCUAACUAGAACACAGACAAAUUUCAAAAUCUCUCAAUCCUCCAUGAAAUGGAAUUUCUAUCUUCUGUAUAGCUCUACUAGGCAUCGAACAAAGUGGCCUGGGUUUCAGAAAUGCUGAGCACCUGGGACUCCCUUUGACGUCUAUGGGCGCUGCAGCCAAUAAGUGAUCUGGAAAUGCACUGUCAUUAACCUCUAUCAGGAUGAUGUCAGCUGGAAGGGUGAACCUUAAGCAUCCAUGAAAGAGAUGCAGUGGUACUGAGACUGGGAAAAACCAAUUUGCUUCAUAUUCUAAUGAUACGUCUUCACUACCCACCGGAUCGGCGGGUAGUGAUCAAUCUAUUGGAGAUCGAUUUAUCACGUCUCGUCUAGAUGUGAUAAAUCGAUCCCCGAAUCGACGCCUGUACUCCAUCUCAGCAGGAAGAGUAAGUGGAGUCGACGGGGGAGCCGCUGCAGUUGACUUGCCGCUCUGAGGACAGUCAGGUAAGUCGAACUAAGAUACUUCGAUUUCAGCUACGUGAAUAGCAUAGCUGAAGUUGUGUACUUAGUUCGAAACUCCCCUGCCCCUAGUGUAGCCCAUGCCUAAAUAAAUUGGGGGAGCGGAAGUUAUCAUCUGCCGGCUGUUUUGGCAGCUAAGUGAAUUGCGCUAAUGAACUGACAGAGCAACUCUGUCAGUCAUAGAUUCAUGGACCUCUGCCCUCCUUGAUGUGAUCAAAUAUGAAGAUUCUCCAACAGUCAGAUUUCUCAUGGCAUGUUGGAUAAGUCCUAUGAACGGGACACGCAUCUGGGCCAUGCAAAGAUAAAGGAGCUGAGGCAGGCGUACCAGAAGGCAAGGGAGUCAAACUGUCACUCUGGUGCUGUGCCAAAGACCUGCCUCUUCUAUAAGGAUCUGGACGUGAUCCUUGGCGGCAACCCCACCUCCACCACCAAGAGCCCCAUGGAUACUUUGUGGGGGCUGCAGACAGUGGCCAGCAGACUCAACCCCAAGGCCAAAGUGAUGGACAAGGAAGUGGAAUUGGAGGAUGAGAUGGGACAGGCGACAGGGUUGUCCAGUACUGUUGCAAGCCAGGACAUCAUCUCAACUCUGGAGGUUUGAGCUAGUCCCAGCACUUCGUCUCUGGCAUGCAUGAUGCAGGAGAGGGGAGCUCUGGUAAGUGAUCAUUUUGAGUUGAUACUGCUCAGUUACAUGAGUUAGAGCUGUCUUUUGCUUUAUGCUGUAAGUGGGUUAAGGAAUAGAAAUGUACAAGACUAGCUGUGUUUAAUUCUGCUUCACAUUCCCCUGUGCAGCUACUCAGUGGGGUGGAACAGUGUGUUAAUGUACACCAAGAUAUUGCGCGAAUCCUCCAGAGAGAUCUCAAGGAAACUUUCUGGUAGAUACUCGCCAAUCUUCUGCCAAAGGUUCCUUGGCAGAGCAGCUUUGUUGCAGGAAACUUUCCCACACCAAUUGGCAAUCACUUGUGCAGGGCCCAAAGCAGCACACAGGUGAGCAGCAUAGGGACCCAAUCUGAAGCCACACACGUGCAGGAGAUGUACCCUUGCAUCCUGGCUUACCCUCAGGAGUAAGAUAUUGGUGUGACGUUACUGACAGAAUCUGUAAAUGUAUAGAUCAUUGUUGCAACCAAAAUCCUAUAGUGGCACCAAAUCUCGUAUCAAAGGGGUCAAAUAAGGUGUCUAAGACAAGGUUAUGGUUUUCUGGUUAUGAUUAUGCUAUCUGUAUAUGUGUAUUAUUUUUGUGGUUGAAGUUAUGAAUAUUGGCUCUAUACUGUCUGUAUUUCAAACUUAUGCUAUGCUUCUGGAUGACACCCCAGACAAGUUGGUGUCAGCUCUGCCUAGCCUGCUUGAUGGCCCAUCAAGGACCAUCAGCUAUACAAUUGACCUAUUGAGAGAAGGCAGACACACCUUGUGACUCAGCAAGGUAUGCAGGGACAUGCCUAUGGACAGAACUCUGAGGUUUUUCCAUACCAUGUGAGGGACAGCUUGUCCGUGGGACAAAGAAAGCAGAGACCACAUGGCAAGAGACUAUAAAAAGCUGCUGCAGCUCCUCCAUCUGGUCUUCAAUCCUGCUUCUUACCUCUGGAGAGACUUUGCUACAAAUGGGAGCUCUAAACAAAGGACUGAUGACCCAUCCCAGCUGUGGAUGCACUCCAGAGACUUGAUUUAAACCUGCAGUUUAUUCUAUCACUGUUACAAGCCUGAACCAAGAACUUUGCCAUCACUAUGUGACCUUCAGGGGAACCUCCUACACACCGAUGGAGCAUCUCCACCAGAUAAGGAAGCAACCAAGGAGGAGCAAGGUGUAGUAGAAGAAGAGAGCCUGAGCCAUGAGGCCUGAAAUGAUGCCUGAGGUCAAACUAAAGUAGUAGUGAGGCCCUGCUGAUAUAAAACAAAGUGAACAAAAGGCAGACUGUGAGCAGAAGUCAGGCCCUGUUAUAAAACAUGGCUGUUUCCAAGUUCACAGGUUCUGGCAAGGACAGGGCUGGUAUUGCAAGGACACACACAUUCUUGAGAAGUACUAGGCACAGGACACUUAUGCAAACACAUUCCAGAAGGGUGGUACCAGAACACCCUGAUACUAAGUGUGGUACAAACACACUCCCCAAAGAUAACAGGAACAUGUUAACCCCUCCUAAAGAUAAGGUCAGGAUGAUAGUAUGAUGGCUAGAGAUGUUUUGAUUGAACCAACGUGUAAGGUAAAGGGUGCUAACGAACCGUGUCAGAGCAGCAAUAUGUAACUUGUUUGUAUCGGUGUAUAAAGAGGGGUCUCAGAAGAAGUAUUUUGGCCAGCUGAGGAGGGAAUAGAAAGUCCCACCAUUCACUGAGCUGAGUUCAUUGUUACGAGCAUACAGGUACUAACGUAACUGUAGACAUUGAUCCAGAUAGCUAGGACUGUGCUUUGUUGACUAUAAGCCUGGCCAGGUGUCUUUGCUACUAAACCAAGACUUGUGGUCUUAUUAGCAGUUUGAUUGGGGUCUGCUAUGCGGACUAUCUGGCCAGAGCCAGUGCUGCACGCAGAGAGAACACACGUGCAGCCAAUGACUAACUGCAAAAGGAAGAUGUGUUUUAGAAGGUCUCCAAUGCGCUGAUGGCGCAGAACAAGAAUGCAGGGCAAGAAGGGAGACAGUUAAUGAAAAUUUAAAAAUAAGCAGGGCCAGGACCAAAUGUUUGUUGGCCAGGAGUAAGUGAUAAAGGUGAUGGAGGAGCAAACGAAAAUGCUGAAGUCCUUAAUUGCGCUACAGGCAGAAUACAUGUGCUUGACACCCCUUGCAGCCCCUACAGAACUGUUUGCCAUGCAGUCCCUAAACUCCUCACAUACAUUCCUUGCGUCUUCCAGCCUAUUGCGGUAGCCUCUUCACGCCACCCCUUCGGACAGCUUCCAAAAUGAUAGCUGGAAUUGCUAUGACAGCCUCCAUUGGGAGGGUGCCCUUCAAUGUUAGAAAAUGCUUGGUUGAAAGGGAGUUAUGUUGUGUUUAGUGCUAUUUAAUAAAAAAAUAUAUACUUU
This is a messenger RNA of Chelonia mydas (Green sea turtle), 9115 nucleotides long. RefSeq names its product X-ray repair cross complementing 2 (gene XRCC2). Gene Ontology annotation, molecular function: ATP-dependent DNA damage sensor activity; ATP binding; four-way junction DNA binding. Gene Ontology annotation, cellular component: centrosome; replication fork; Rad51B-Rad51C-Rad51D-XRCC2 complex. Bases 144 to 1070 code for a protein of 308 amino acids. The transcript is spliced from 4 exons. Gene Ontology annotation, biological process: DNA strand invasion; double-strand break repair via homologous recombination. The record is from RefSeq and is a predicted model, not a curated record. Lineage: Eukaryota; Metazoa; Chordata; Testudines; Cheloniidae.